UUUGCGCCGGCAAGAUGGCGGUAUUCAGAGGUUGGCGGUGCCUGCCUGGAGCUCGAUUGGGGCAGUUCAUGCACAGCGAGGCUUCCGCUUCGCCUUCUGAGGACGCUGCCGCCUCUCCCGCUUCUCUGUAUCCGCCCGUGGUGGCUUCACUUACCGCUAAGAGUAAAAUAGCGAAACUCCGGCGCCGGGAGGAGUACUACCGAAGUAUUCACAACGCGCCUAGUGUCGAGGAGAAAUUGGCGAUCUACGGGAAACGGCAGCGCCGCAAGUAUGUGGUCUACCCGCAGACUUGGGCUUUAAAUGCAGACCGCUGGUACCAGCAUUUCACGAAGACGGUCUUUGUGCCAGGACUUCCCGCUUCGGUAUCAGUAAGUAAAGAAGACAAGAAAGACAGUUUGGAUUUGGCUGAGCUCCGGUCCCUUGUAUGUGAAGUGCUCCUUCAGGAGCAUUAUUACCAGCGCAAGAAGCGCCCCAAACUCUUCCGCGCCAGCGACCAGGGGCCAGCGCCUUUCAUUACCCAUCUGGUGCCAAAGCUUGCAGCCCACCUGGCUUAUCUCAACCCAGAGCUUGGUUCCUCUUCCAUCAUAGAUUUUAAGCCAGAUGUACAUUUCUACUGGUUGCGUGGGGAGACAGUGGUUCCUCGAGGUCACCGGCGAGGCAGGAUUGACCCACUCAGAUUUCAGAUUGAUGAUAAGCCACGCUGUCAGAUUCGUAUAAGAAAGCAACUUUCAGAGUUUGAGCCUCUUGAUUACCUGGGCCCUGGAGAUAUUCCUGUUAUCCAGCAUUUACCUAACAAACUUCCAUUGUUCAAACGACAGUAUCAGAACAGAAUAUUUAUAGGUUCUCAAGUAUCAGAUCCAUGCUGCUAUGGGCACACCCAAUUUCAUUUGCUUCCUGAUAGGGUAAAACGAGAAAGACUGAUAGGAUUGAAUCUCACUGAUCAAAUUGAUGUUCCAUAUCGAGCCAAUGCAGUUGCAAGUCUCUUUGCAUGGACUGGAGCACAAGCAAUGUACCAAGGUUUCUGGAGUGAGGACGAUGUGACUCGACCCUUUGUAUCCCAGGCUGUGAUUUUUGAAGGAAGAUACUUUGCCUUUUUUUGUUACCAGCUAAACACCUUGGCUUUAACUGUUGAGGCUGACCAAAAUAAUCCAAGAAGGAACAUUUGUUGGGGGACUGAAAGUAAGCCCCUGUAUGAAUCGAUAGAAAAUAAUGAUGUGAAAGGUUUUAAUGAUGAAGUCCUAGCACAUUUUGUUAAAUUUCUGUUAAACAGAUCAAAGGAAUUAUGAUAAUCUGAUUAUUCUGAAAAUACUGAAAUAAAAUUGAGUGUUUAAAUGUGUUAAAAGUGGAAUUAUUGAGUUAUAGUCUUAUAUAAAAUUAUUGGUAUAAACAAGAGUUGUACAGGAGUAUUGCUGAUGCUGUAUAAAUGAAAUUUUAAGAGCAAUAUCUUCUUUGUGUGGUAAGUUGUUUUAGAUGAUUUUCUUUUGUACAGGAAGACCCAAAUUCACAAUUGUUAACCAUCUAAUAAAGUUUAAUAUUCCAGUAAUGUAUUAUUAUUAUGGCUCAUUGCACAGUCAGCCAGAUAUUAAUACUGGAUUUGGCAUAGGCAUUAUGUACAGUCUAAGGCCAGUGGAAACUUAAUUAUAGAAUUAUUAAGGUAGUGUCUAAGAAUAUAGGCAGUUCUAAACAGGUUGCUUUUUUGGUAAAAUUUAGGUACUCAGGCCUUAUAAAUUCUACAUUUCCAAAUAUCAAAGAAGUCCUUUAGUUACUCCGAGGGCUCCAAUCAUGAUUGAUAUAGCAAUGGAUUUCUUUUUUCAUAAGCAUUCAAUUUUGAUCUUAGCAACAUCAAUGAAUCAUACCUUUUUCAAUAUCUUUUAUGUCAGAUAUGUUACAAACAAUAUGCAUAACAUCCCAUAGGAUCUGAACCUGCUUAUUUUCCAAAACCUUCUCAAUUUGAUGGUCCCAGUGGUUUUUAUUAUAUUUAAAUCCAAACCUCUGGCAAAGUUUCCAAUGAAUAAUUCUGGCAACUCAGUCAUGAUGUGCUUGGAUUCAGUUUCUGACAUUUCACUGCAGCCACUGAUCAAAUGGUCAGUUGUUUCAUCCUUUUCACUAUAAAAGAGACAUUUAGUGUUUGUUGCAUGUUAAAUUUUUGUCUUCAUGCAAUUAGAUGGCAAAUCUUGCUGAGCCACUAAAAUAAAGCCUUCAAGUUUU
Molecule: messenger RNA, 2208 nt
Organism: Crotalus tigris (Tiger rattlesnake)
Lineage: Eukaryota; Metazoa; Chordata; Lepidosauria; Squamata; Viperidae
Gene: MRPS30
Product: mitochondrial ribosomal protein S30
Exons: 5
Coding region: 15-1286 (423 amino acids)
Biological process (GO): translation
Cellular component (GO): mitochondrion; mitochondrial large ribosomal subunit; ribosome
Molecular function (GO): structural constituent of ribosome
Source: RefSeq, a predicted model, not a curated record